Messenger RNA from Triticum dicoccoides, 978 nucleotides. RefSeq names its product ALA-interacting subunit 1-like. NCBI's taxonomy places the organism in Eukaryota, Viridiplantae, Streptophyta, Magnoliopsida, Poales, Poaceae. The transcript has 7 exons. The record is from RefSeq and is a predicted model, not a curated record. Gene Ontology annotation, cellular component: Golgi apparatus; plasma membrane; endoplasmic reticulum. The annotation marks the transcript as partial.
CGCGCGCGCGUGACUCCGCCCGCCGUCGAUCAGAUGAGUGUGUCAGGGUCGGAGAGCGGGGCCUCGGCAAACAAGCCCAAGUAUUCUAAAUUCACGCAGCAGGAGCUCCCGGCAUGCAAGCCGUUGCUAACUCCCGGAAUCGUCAUAGGCGCCUUCUCGCUCAUCGGCAUCAUCUUCGUCCCGAUAGGGCUCGCGUCCCUGUCAGCGUCGCAGGAGAUUGUUGAAUUGAUAGAUCGAUACGAUGUGGAGUGUGUUACCGCCAGCGACAAGAUCGGGUUCAUCCAGGACUCCAAGGCCAACAAGGCGUGCACCAGAAAGAUCACGGUGCCCAAGCCGAUGAAAGGCCCCAUACACGUCUACUACCAGCUGGAGAACUUCUACCAGAACCACCGGCGGUACGUCAAGAGCCGGAGCGACCAGCAGCUGCGCGACAAGGACUACAAGGACCCUAAGGCGGUGAUCAAGGCCUGCGACCCGGAGGCCACCACCGGCGACGGCUCCCUCAUCGUGCCUUGCGGCCUCAUCGCCUGGAGCCUCUUCAACGACACCUACGCCUUCUCCGUCAACAAGAAGUCGGUGACGGUGAACAAGAAGGACAUCGCCUGGGCCAGCGACAAGAACAGCAAGUUCGGCAGCAACGUCUUCCCCGUCAACUUCCAGAAGGGCGGCCUCAUCGGCGGCGGCAACCUCAACGACAAGCUACCUCUGAGCGAGCAGGAGGACCUGAUCGUGUGGAUGCGGACGGCGGCGCUGCCGACGUUCCGGAAGCUGUACGGGCGGAUCGAGGCGGACAUCAUGGCGAGCGACGAGAUCACGGUGGUGAUCCAGAACAACUACAACACGUACAGCUUCGGGGGCACCAAGGCAGUGGUGCUGUCCACGGCGUCGUGGAUCGGCGGCAAGAACAACUUCAUCGGCGUCGCCUACGUGGCCGUCGGCGGCAUCUGCCUCCUCCUCGCCAUGGGCUUCGUCGUCCUC